Molecule: messenger RNA, 1903 nt
Organism: Jatropha curcas
Lineage: Eukaryota; Viridiplantae; Streptophyta; Magnoliopsida; Malpighiales; Euphorbiaceae
Source: RefSeq, a predicted model, not a curated record
AAUGGUUAGGUUAAGCACACGGCUCUGUUCUCUUCCGUUAUUGACUGAACAUGUCAUAUUGUCGUUGCAAAUGCAAAUAGCGGCAGCUGCCAGCGAGUGAAUAAAAAAAAGAUAGAAUUUGCCCUUUAGCCUAUAUAAAUCAGUUAGGAAAAAACAAAGAGACGACAAAAUUUGUGAAUUUCAAUAUUAACUAGGAGAAAAAGGUUAGAGCUUUCUUCCUUUCACCUUCCCCUCAAAUAAGAAAAGAACAAAGUUCAUUUUACAUAUGUGUUUAUAUAUAAUAUAUCAUAAACAUAAUCAUAACCCAAAAGCAACAAACCCCACUUUUUCCACUUCUUUAUCUUGGCUGGCUCCUCCUCGGUGUUUGCUUCAAAAGGGAUUGAACGCCCUCUUUAUGUAUACUUCUGUUAUGAACUUGUUUUCUUGAUCUUAGUAGCAUAUUUAGUAAUAGUGGUAGCAUCUAAGAGGAGACUCUUGAAAGUCAACAUGGGCAAUUGUUUUGGAUCUUCUUCUCAUGAUGCUAAUCCUAGCUCCAUCAUCACCAGCACUACUAAUCCUCCUACACCAGGGUCAUCAAACAAUUACACAACCAUGGAGUUCUCAGCCACAAGUAGCAGUGCAGGGAAAAGCCAAUUCUCUGCUGCAGCAAGUGAAAUGAAUGAAGAUGGAAACUCUAAUGGUCAAAUAUUGGUGGCACCAAACUUGAAAGAGUUCACCUUUGCUGAUUUGAAGGGUGCCACAAGAAAUUUUAGAUCAGAUUCUGUUUUGGGUGAAGGUGGUUUUGGUAAAGUCUUCAGAGGGUGGAUUGAUGAAAAGACUUAUGCACCUUCCAAAACAGGCACUGGGUUACCGGUUGCUAUCAAGAAAUUAAACUCAGAAAGUAUGCAAGGUUUUCAAGAGUGGCAGUCGGAGGUGAACUUUCUAGGAAGAUUAUCACAUCCUAACCUGGUUAAAUUGUUAGGAUAUUGUUGGGAGGAUAAAGAGCUACUCCUUGUGUAUGAAUUCAUGCAGAAGGGAAGCUUGGAGAAUCAUCUUUUCAGAAGGAAUCCUAACAUUGAACCCUUGUCAUGGGACUUACGGCUCAAGAUAGCCAUUGGAACAGCUCGAGGUCUUGCUUUUCUUCAUACCUCAGAAAAGCCAGUCAUUUACAGAGAUUUCAAGGCCUCAAAUAUUCUGCUUGAUGGGAAUUACAAUGCAAAAAUAUCAGAUUUUGGCUUGGCAAAAUUGGGGCCUUCAGGUGGAGACUCACAUGUGACAACCAGGGUUAUGGGUUCUUAUGGUUAUGCAGCUCCUGAAUACAUUGCAACAGGCCAUUUAUAUGUUAAGAGUGACGUGUAUGGCUUCGGAGUGGUGCUGCUUGAGUUGCUGACAGGCUUAAGGGCACUCGAUAGGAGGCGUCCAAAUGGGCAGCAAAAUUUGGUUGAUUGGUUGAAGCCAAUUCUCCCAUAUAAGAAAAAGUUAAAAGCCACGAUGGAUGUAAGAAUAGAAGGCCAAUACUCCUCCAAGGCAAUGUUACAAGCAGCACAACUUACCUUACAAUGCCUCGAACCAGAUCCUCAAAGCCGACCCUCAAUGAGAGAAGUUGUGGACGCAUUAGAACAAAUAGAUGCAAUCAAGGAAAAACCAAAGGGGACUAAAAAUACUUCUGGUUCAUCAAGUUCUUCCACUUCUCACCGCAUUCAAAAAUCACCCCGUAAUCGUUCUCCACUUCAUUCGAGGCGAUGAGGCCCUUAAACACAAGCAGGAUGCUAAUCCAGUGGACAAAAAACAAGGUAAAAGAUAUGUUUGAUCCAACAAGUUAAAUGUUUAGAUGAAAACAUUUAUGCAGUUCAUUUUUGGUUUCUGUAAACCUUUGAUCAAGUAAUCAUCAUUUUUUUAGUGAUCUCUUUUAGUUCAUAGCAAA